This is a messenger RNA of Arabidopsis lyrata subsp. lyrata, 1724 nucleotides long. RefSeq names its product mitochondrial import receptor subunit TOM40-1. The transcript is spliced from 8 exons. Gene Ontology annotation, biological process: protein import into mitochondrial matrix. Gene Ontology annotation, cellular component: mitochondrial outer membrane translocase complex; mitochondrial outer membrane. Lineage: Eukaryota; Viridiplantae; Streptophyta; Magnoliopsida; Brassicales; Brassicaceae. The record is from RefSeq and is a predicted model, not a curated record. Gene Ontology annotation, molecular function: transmembrane protein transporter activity. The coding region runs from base 808 to 1458 and encodes 216 amino acids.
UAAAUCGGAAGAAAACCGUGUCGUUUCUACCCCCAAGAAGAUAACGGCGGCGAUGGCGGAUCUCUCACCACCGUUGACGACGAAAGAAGCCUUUGAGAAAGUUGAUAACUUGAACCUCACUUGUCCUGUUGGAUAUGACUACGUCGAUAACGAAGCUUACGGUUAAGUAUUAUCAUCAUAAAUCAAUUUCCUUUCUUUCUUCUAAGAUUCUCUUUGUUUAGCAAUUCCACUGUACAUAACUUAUUGAAUUCCUGGAUAUAUCAAUGUAUGAGUUUCUUGAUCAGUGUGGAAAUAGAUGAGUCUGGCUUCAUUGCAUGUAUUAGAGAUUCAUCUGUUUUUUGUUUGUAUUGGCCAACUAGUUCGAGCUAUAGGGGACUCUGUUUGUAUUGGCCAAUUAGUUCGAGCACUUAGGGUACUCUGUUUUGUUUCUUUUCCAUUAAUCGUUUUUAACUUUAGGGUACUCUGUUUUGUUUCUUCUAAUUGUUUUCCAUGAAUCGUUUAAAGAUCGUCUUACAUACAGUAGAAACUAUCGAGUAUGAUUUAUAUUGAUCCCGAUUUAAUUCAAAGUCUGUAUGUUUUUCUUGGUAGUCAAAAGUCAUUCAUCAACUUUUGUAACCCGUUUAUUUAUGUGCAGACUUGUUGAACCCUCAUUAUUUCAAGGGUUUAUAUUUAGAAUACUAUCCCACCUUUUUUAAUGAAAAACUUCAUAUCAGGUGAUUAUGUUUAUGUUUAUAGUCAUAUUUGCACACAAUUUUUGUCCUUCUCUUUGGGUUAAACCCAUUUAUUCUUGUGUCAAACAGUUCAACGAUGGGGACAAAACAUUAUCAGCUUUGUGCCUCCUACUUAAACCCAAAGCUGGUGUUUAUGGGUAAAGUUAAUUCUCAUGGUAGACUAAGUGCGAGAGUGAAAGCCGUUAUAACUGAUAAGUUGAUUGUGCAUGCACAUAGUGAACUGAGAAAGGCACUAGUCAACUUUGAAUACCUGGCUCUAAACUACAGAGCUCAAUUUCAACUCGGGAGCAAUAGCAUAAUUGGAGCAACAUAUAUCCAACGUGUGACACCUCGUUUAUCUUUGGGAGGUGAGUUCUUCUGGGCCACUAUGGCUCAAGAGUCGGGUGUAGGUUAUGCUGCAAGAUACGAGACCAAUAAGAUGGUCGCCUCUGCGAAAGUUAUUAGCACUGGUAGUGUAAUUAUGACAUAUGUUCAAAAGAUUUCAAAGAAGGUUUCACUCGCCACUGAUUUUGUGUACAACUGCUUUUCAAGAGAUGUUAAAGCUAAAGUUGGAUAUGAGUGCGACAUUUCUAGAUUGUCUAGGGUCCAGGGAAUGAUUGAUUCUAACGGUGUUGCAUAUGCACUUCUUAAAAAGGAAAUGAAAAUGGGACUCGCUAGUCUUCUAUCUGCAUGUUUGGAUCAUAUGAAAAAGGAUUACAAGCUUGGUUUGAGCUUAACAUAUCAUUAAGAACUGCAGAAAAGUUGCCUUCAGUAAGGACGAAAACUACAUGAUAUGAAUGUGUAAAUGACUGAAGAAAAUACUUAACUACUAGAAACACUUUUUUUUUUUUUGUGGGAGCAUUUUUGGUUAGAUUCAGAUAUUGAGUGAGUGGGUUUGUGACUGGGUGCAAUUGCAUUGUCAAGUGAGUUUGCAAAUUUUUAGCCUGCUUUUAACUAUUUUCAUCUUUCUCUAUUUGAGCAAGACAUGAUUGUAGCUUUCAUCUCUUCUUUGCU